Molecule: messenger RNA, 198 nt
Organism: Symbiodinium necroappetens
Lineage: Eukaryota; Dinophyceae; Suessiales; Symbiodiniaceae
Source: the annotation of a GenBank genome assembly
AUGGCACAAAUCCUAGACAGCAUGUGCGUUCUGGUUGCAAUGUCGAAUUUGAGACCUACACGAGAUUUUAUCAAGAGAGCGUCGGUUGCCCGAGGCGCUGCCAGCUAUGUUUGGCCGCAGAUUCGCGGAGCAGUCUUCGGUCAAACGCUACGCAGUGGCUUUCUCCACGCUCAACGGACAACAGUCGCUGCUGCGAAU